AUGGGAUACACCACGCUUUGGAAGCGGCUCACACCGCGGCAACUGAGUGUUGCCAUUCACACAUUCUCUCUCAUCUCCAUAUUCUUCGAGGGCUAUGACCAGGGUGUUAUGGGAGGUGUCAAUUCCUCCCCUACCUACGUGACCUUGGUCGGUAUUGGCACCGCUGAUGGAAAGGUCACCGACACAACGCAUCAGGGGGGUGUCUACUAUUUGGGCGCGAUCUUUGGCUGCUUCGCUGGCGGAUGGCUUGCAGACCGCGUUGGACGUAUCAAUGGACUGCUCGCAGGGUCUCUGUUUGCCUUGGUGGGCGGAGCCCUGCAAGCUGCCAUCACAAACUCAAAUUUCAUGAUCUGCGCCAGAGUGGUGACAGGGAUUGGCACCGGUGCUUUGACUGGUAUCACCCCGGUAUUGGUAUCUGAAACCUCGACAGCGAACAAUCGAGGAGGAUUCUUGGGCUACGUUUUCAUUGCCAACUAUCUAGGAAUUUCUGUUGCAUAUUGGAUCUCUUUCGGCCUUUCCUUCAUCAAUCAUGGAUAUUCCGACGUUCGAUGGCGUUUCCUGCUCGCUUUCCAAUGCUUUCCCGCCCUCCUUCUUGCAUUGUUCAUCAAAAUGCUACCCGAUAGCCCUCGAUAUUUAGCCUCAGUUGGAAGAACGGAUGAGGCGCAUGAACUGUUGACGCUUUUACGUAAAGACAAGGCUACGCCAGCGGAGAUCGAUCGUGAAUAUCUCGAAAUUAUAACCACGGCAAAGUACAGCAAGCCAAGCUCGCCUUUACAAUUUGCAAAGAUUUUGUGUGGAAAGGGCGGAGAGAAAGGUACAAAUCUGGGCCGACGAGCAUGGUUAUGUAUAUGGCUUCAGAUUAUGGCAUCUUGGACAGGUAUCACGGCUGUUACUGCGUAUGCUCCAGUGCUCCUCGAACAGGCGGAGUACACGAAAAUCCAGAUUGCUGGUCUCUCGGGAGGUGUCAAUACAGUUGGAAUACUUGGCACCAUUAUAAGUGCUCAGAUCAUUGAUCGCCUGGGUCGCAGAGCGUGUCUGAUGGGUGGAUCGGCUGUGCUGUUUGCAGUCAACCUGAUUGCCGGCGCGGUAUAUGAAGCAUCGUACCACCAUCCAGAGGAUGUCAAGGCAUAUGCACCUGCUGCGGUCACAAUGCUUUUCUUGUUUAAUUUAGGUUAUGCUGCUACAUGGGGUACUGUUGCUUUUUUGAUUCCGACUGAAAUCUUCCCCAGUGACCUGCGAGCGCAGGGGAAUGGAUUUGGAAUUACUGGCUGGGCCAUUGGUGUGGGGAUGACUACUCUGGUGAAUCCCAUUAUGUUUGGCCACCUUUUUAGUCGGAGUUAUUUCCUGCUUGCUGGGCUAAACUUGAUUUGGAUCCCCAUCGUGUUCCUCUUCUAUCCGGAGACUCGGAACCGCUCGCUUGAGUCCAUUGAAGCUCUGUUCUCAACCAGCAGUCCCUUCCAUUGGAGGAUGGAACAGGCUUAUAAACUGCAUGGUGAUGUCCUGGUGUCGCAUGGAGUCACUAAGAACGAAACCUAUGAUUUGCCCAAAUCGGCAUCGACAACUAGUCAAGACGAGCCAGAAUGCUCGGCUGUACUCACGGCUUAA
This is a messenger RNA of Penicillium cosmopolitanum, 1605 nucleotides long. RefSeq lists its product as uncharacterized. The record is from RefSeq and is a predicted model, not a curated record. NCBI's taxonomy places the organism in Eukaryota, Fungi, Ascomycota, Eurotiomycetes, Eurotiales, Aspergillaceae. Gene Ontology annotation, molecular function: carbohydrate:proton symporter activity. Gene Ontology annotation, cellular component: membrane. Gene Ontology annotation, biological process: carbohydrate transport; transmembrane transport. The coding region runs from base 1 to 1605 and encodes 534 amino acids. The transcript is spliced from 9 exons.